Molecule: messenger RNA, 879 nt
Organism: Staurois parvus
Lineage: Eukaryota; Metazoa; Chordata; Amphibia; Anura; Ranidae
Source: the annotation of a GenBank genome assembly
GCAGCUUCAAAGCGUCGCCUUCGAGGCUCCAACCCAAAUAUUGCCGCACCUCAUCAGCUGUUUGAUGAUACCAGCUCAGGAACAGGCCCUCUUGCAGCAGAGUACCCCAACCAUGGAUCCCCAGCCCUCGGUAUACCAACUCAGGCUUUCUUGUCCGAGCCAAUGUCCAACUUUGCAAUGGCCUAUGGAAGCAGUCUGGCAAGCCAGGGCAAGGAGAUGGUGGACAAGAAUAUUGAUAGGAUUAUCCCAGUGAGUAAACUAAAGUAUUAUUUUGCUGUAGACACGGUCUAUGUCGGGAAAAAGAUUGGACUGCUCUUCUUUCCCUUUAUGCAUCAGGACUGGGAAGUCAGGUACCAGCAGGACAUUCCUGUAGCACCAAGGUUUGAUGUAAAUGCCCCAGACCUCUACAUUCCAGUUAUGGCUUUUAUCACCUAUAUUCUGGUAGCUGGGCUAGCUCUGGGUACACAGAACAACUUCUCACCAGAAAUCCUCGGUAUGCAGGCCAGUUCUGCCCUUGCUUGGCUCAUAGUGGAAGUAUUUGCCAUUCUUCUCAGCCUCUAUUUAGUUACUGUAAAUACCGACCUGACUACAGUGGAUCUUGUUGCAUUUUCUGGAUACAAGUAUGUGGGGAUGAUCUGGGCAGUUCUGUGUGGGCUUCUGUUUGGGAAGACAGGAUAUUAUCUACUACUCGCCUGGUGCUCAAUUUCCAUAGUAUUUUUCAUGGUUCGGACUCUUCGGUUAAAGAUCUUGUCAGAAGCUGCAGCAGAAGGAGUUCUGGUGCGUGGGGCUAGGAACCAGCUGCGUAUGUACCUGACCAUGGCCAUUGCUGCAGUGCAGCCUUUGUUCAUGUACUGGCUGACAUAUCACCUAGUGAGAUGA